Messenger RNA from Colletotrichum costaricense, 495 nucleotides. RefSeq lists its product as uncharacterized. Lineage: Eukaryota; Fungi; Ascomycota; Sordariomycetes; Glomerellales; Glomerellaceae. The annotation marks the transcript as partial. The record is from RefSeq and is a predicted model, not a curated record. The transcript has 4 exons.
CGCACGGUGGGCGAAGGUUACACGCCCUCUCUGGUUGUGGAUGGAUACAGCCAGCAAUACGUAUCAUUACCUCCUGACGAAGGGGCUCAAGGGUUCCCGGGAGUCAUGGCUAAAGCGCUGUUGGUUUCUCGGACAAGGAUGCGAAAAAAGACAGGACCCGGAGAUUGCUUAGUUUCCCACGUUCCUUUGGACCCCUUCCGUCAGUCAGGUAGCUUCACACAAGCUGUGAACGGCUGGCGGGGUUCCGAGAGUUCGGUCGAGCAGUUAUGUCGGGAUUUGGAGCGUCACUGCCUGUCAGUCUACGAAAGCUCCAGUGCAGCUUCGACCUUAUUGGGAAGUGACAGUGCGCAUUCGCAUAUCGAAACUGUCCAGCAACAGGUCGUGCAACCCCUUUUUGGAAGCGCGAGAGUGCUUUACGCGAAGAAACGCGUCGCAUCGCGUAGCUAUAGCUGGCCACCAUUGUUUAUCUUCGUCCGUUUGUUCAGCGUUCAAUGA